This is a messenger RNA of Cylas formicarius (sweet potato weevil), 749 nucleotides long. RefSeq lists its product as uncharacterized. The record is from RefSeq and is a predicted model, not a curated record. The transcript is spliced from 2 exons. Lineage: Eukaryota; Metazoa; Arthropoda; Insecta; Coleoptera; Brentidae. Bases 144 to 632 code for a protein of 162 amino acids.
UCUUGUUUCAACAAGGCUCCGAAUUAGGUUAGGCGUGUAACGUUGUGACAGUUAGGCGAUAAAAUUACGACUGUCGUUUGAGGCUGUGAUGUGACUGUUGUGAUAGCGCAUGAUAUGAUAUAAACAAACAAACAGUUCCGAAAAUGAGGUCGGAUGAGUGCUUCGAGGCGUCACCGCCGUGUCAAAGCCAGCUAGAUUCGGCAUUACACGAGCUUGGUAUGUUGGCUUCGUCUACCAAUUCUCGUCGCGAAUACCUCAAUGAAGUCAAGACCAGUAACUACCUAAAUAUGCUCACGAUAAAUACAAGAUACGUCAGUAAUGUAUCGAUUGGUUUUCGUGUCAGGCCGACGGUUCCGCACGCAAGAUUUAUACCCUACAAAGUACCUCAUAGGGAACGGCACCGGACGAAGUCAGAGAAUAACGAUAGCGACGCGACGUCGACGCUGGCACAGGUUAUAGUGGAUGAGUGCAUUAGUGAAUCGUUUGCUGAGGUUACUCAGCUGAAGAAAGCGAAAUCCUUAGAGAGUCUGGUCGCCGCCAAUGAAACAGAUGCGAAUGGUGUCCGUUUCGGUAGUCACAUUGAACUCGAUAAAGUGUCGGACAGUAUACAGAACCUCAAAGUGGCGGAGUGAUUUUUUAAGAGUAGAAGUUAAGCGUGUCUGAUUUCGUUCUAAUUAAAGUAGUCUCGCUCUAAUUUAUUCCUAAAAAUGUGUGAAAAACUAUUUGGAAAUAUAAAGUUUCGAAGAUUG